This is a messenger RNA of Punica granatum (pomegranate), 753 nucleotides long. Lineage: Eukaryota; Viridiplantae; Streptophyta; Magnoliopsida; Myrtales; Lythraceae. The record is from RefSeq and is a predicted model, not a curated record.
GAGAUUGCUUUCCCCCAACAAAAUAUCGGCGAUCGAAAGUCCCGGUUUUGUGCUCGUGGAAGAGAAGAGGAGCUGCAGGAUAAUCAAUGGGAGGAGUAUUCACGGAGGAGCAGGAAGCUCUGGUGGUGAAGUCAUGGAGUGUGAUGAAGAAGAAUGCUGGAGAGCUGGGCCUCAAGUUCUUCUUGAAGAUAUUUGAGAUAGCACCAACAGCAAAGAAGAUGUUCCCGUUCCUGAGGGAGUCAGACGUGCCAGUGGAGCAGAACCCGAAGCUCAAGCCCCAUGCUAUGUCUGUCUUCAUGAUGACUUGUGAAUCGGCUGCGCAGCUAAGAAAGGCAGGCAAAGUCACAGUGAGGGAGUCGAGCCUCAAGAAAAUCGGUGCUGUCCACUUCAAAUACGGUGUUGCUGACGAACACUUUGAGGUGACAAGGUAUGCACUGCUGGAGACAAUAAAGGGAACAGUGCCGGAAAUGUGGUCGGAGGAGAUGAAGAACGCAUGGGGAGAAGCUUAUGAUCAGUUGGUCGCCGCCAUUAAAUCGGAAAUGAAGCCUUCAAAUUAAUCAAAACUCUCUUCCUCUGAGAAGAUGAUAUACGCCUUUCAUUUGAAGUUUGUUGUACUUUGUGCUCCUAAAACUGUCAAACAUUAAUACCCGUUUUUCCUCUGUAUUCCAUUUCUGGUUCCAACUGAGUUUACCCCUCAAUUGGAGAAUGUAAUAUUGAUUGUGGAGAUUCCUAAAUAAUACCCUUUUUCUUUUC